Lathyrus sativus (Indian pea) is the source of this 1263-nucleotide messenger RNA. NCBI's taxonomy places the organism in Eukaryota, Viridiplantae, Streptophyta, Magnoliopsida, Fabales, Fabaceae. The record is from the annotation of a GenBank genome assembly.
AUGGAAACCACCAAACAACCCAAGAAGAAAAAAUGGUUUGUACCACUCAUCUUCUCUCUUCUCCUCACCACUUUCCUCAUCCUUCUCUCCAUCUUCAUCUCCUCCGAUUCCUCAUCCUUACUCUACCUUUCCCGUUCAAGAACUAACCAAAACUCACCUCAUUUUGUCGAAUCAAAGCUAAGGGUUUCUUCAACAUCACCCAUUAACUCAGUCCCAAGGAUCGCUUACUUGAUCUCAGGUUCAGCUGGUGACGGAGAGAGUUUGAAGAGAACCCUUAAAGCCCUUUACCAUCCAAGAAACCAAUACGCUGUUCAUUUGGAUUUAGAAGCUUCUCUUCGAGAAAGAUUGGACCUUGCUAGCUUUGUAAGGAAUGAACCUCUUUUUGCUGAAUUGGGUAAUGUUAAGAUGAUUGUUAAGGCGAAUUUGGUUACUUAUAGAGGUCCUACUAUGGUUACGAAUACUCUUCAUGCCGCUGCACUUUUGUUCAAAGAAGCUGGUCAUUGGGAUUGGUUUAUUAAUCUCAGUGCUUCUGAUUAUCCCUUGCUCACACAAGAUGAUCUACUACAUACUUUGUCGUCUAUUCCAAGACACCUUAACUUCAUUGAGCAUACUAGUGAUAUCGGAUGGAAGGAAGAUCAGAGAGCGAAGCCUGUUAUAAUUGAUCCGGCGCUUUAUAGCGUCAAUAAAUCUGAUGUGUUUUGGGUGACGGAGAAAAGAAGUGUUCCCACAGCAUAUAAGCUGUUUACAGGUUCUGCGUGGAUGAUGCUCUCUCGUCAAUUCGUUGAAUAUAUGUUAUGGGGAUGGGAUAACUUACCUAGAAUAGUCUUGAUGUAUUAUGCCAACUUUCUAUCUUCCCCUGAAGGAUAUUUCCACACGGUCAUCUGCAAUGCCGAGGAGUUUCGUAACACUACGGUGAACCAUGAUCUCCACUUCAUAUCAUGGGACAACCCUCCCAAACAACACCCACAUUUCCUUACAGCUGAUCACUACCAGAGUAUGAUAGACAGCAACGCUCCUUUUGGUCGAAAAUUUGGCAGGAACGAGCCUCUCUUGGAUAAAAUUGAUACCGAACUCUUGGGGCGAAAUGACCACGGCUAUGUGCCUGGCACGUGGUUCAGUCGAGCUAAUCCAAACAUCACCAAACCAUAUUCUUAUAUAAGAAAUAUCACUGAACUUAGACCUGGCCCUGGUGCAGGAAGACUUAAACGCCUUAUCAAUGGUUUAUUAUCAGCAGAAGAUUUUCAGAAAAAUCAGUGUUCUUGA